AUGAGUUCCAAACGCAGCGCGGUCGCGCUGGGCCUAGGAGCCGCCGCCGGCGCGGUGGCGUUCUACGUCCUCUCGCGCGACGGCGACAACAAGGAAGCGUUGUUGGAUGGUAUCGAGGCGCUACGCGAGGGCGUCGCCGACGUAACCGCGCGCGUGCGACGGGCGGCUGAAGCCGCUGUGGAGCGCGUGACCGCCAAAGAGUCAGAUCCACCGCCGCCCGCGCCCUCGCCGCCCAAGGCCUCGCCGCUGGCCGACCACGAGGCCUUCGACGAGGAGGGCGACGACGAAGAACCGCCCGAGGAACAGGACGAGGACGACGCUUUGGCGGACGCGCGCGAGGCCAUGGGCGACGCGACGCCGACCACCCGGGAUUCGUCGCCGGCAGUGUCGCCGCCCCGCAUCACGUACCCGAUCGGCGGUACUACGCCGACGAAGCCAUCUGAGGAGGAGAUCGAUGCUGCGGUUGACGAAUUGCUCCGUGGCGAGGGCUUUAUUGGCUCCCGGGAGCUCACGUCACAACUCCUCCAGGCGGCGGACGCGUCCCGGGCGCCGUGCCGUUCGCCGUUCGCGGAGCUGGGUGAUGGCGAGGGGCUCCCCCAGCAGUGA
Pelagomonas calceolata is the source of this 606-nucleotide messenger RNA. The record is from the annotation of a GenBank genome assembly. NCBI's taxonomy places the organism in Eukaryota, Pelagophyceae, Pelagomonadales, Pelagomonadaceae.